Branchiostoma floridae (Florida lancelet) is the source of this 1152-nucleotide messenger RNA. RefSeq names its product cathepsin B-like. Gene Ontology annotation, biological process: regulation of catalytic activity. Lineage: Eukaryota; Metazoa; Chordata; Leptocardii; Amphioxiformes; Branchiostomatidae. The coding region runs from base 65 to 1132 and encodes 355 amino acids. Gene Ontology annotation, molecular function: cysteine-type endopeptidase activity. The record is from RefSeq and is a predicted model, not a curated record. The transcript is spliced from 9 exons. Gene Ontology annotation, cellular component: lysosome.
UAACCUUAGAAUCGCUAACUAAGGUUGAUUAAUAGGGGUCAACUAGGGUCAGCUGAAGCAUCACAUGACUUCCGGGUGUGGGCAUCACAUGAUUCCUCCUUCCUUGCUGCAACGCGUUGGAAACAGAUCCAUCAUGCUGGCCUGGGUUGUCUUGUCCGUGCUCGCGGCGGUCUCCGCUAAGGAGUUCCCCAUCCACCAACCGCUGACACAGGAGAUCAUCGACUAUGUCAACUCCAUCGACACCACGUGGAAGGCAGGGUGGAACUUCCAGGGAGCGACAGUGUCCUACGUGAAGGGCCUGUGUGGUGUGAUCAGGGAUCCAAACAACCACAAACUCCCUCUCAAGCUGCACGAACUCAACGCUCAGGACAUCCCUGACACGUUUGACUCCAGGACCCAGUGGGCCAACUGCCCCACCAUCAAGGAGGUCCGCGACCAGGGCUCCUGUGGCUCCUGCUGGGCUCUUGCUGCCGUUGAGGCAAUGAGCGACCGUAUCUGUGUCGCGUCGAAGGGAAUGACAAUGGCACACAUCUCCGCUGAAGACCUGAACUCUUGCUGCAAGAGCUGUGGUAACGGGUGCCAUGGUGGCUUCCCUGAGGCAGCCUGGGAGUACUGGAAGCAGGACGGCCUGGUCACAGGUGGACCCUACGGCUCCAUGCAGGGCUGCCAGCCCUACGAGAUCGCCCCCUGUGAGCACCACAUCAACGGCUCCCGCCCCGCCUGCGGCAAGAUCGAGCCCACCCCCAGGUGCAAGAAGACGUGCGAAUCCGGGUACAACGUCACCUUCAAUAAGGACAAGCACUAUGCCAAGUCUGCCUACUCCGUCAGCUCCAAGGUUCAGCAGAUCCAGAUGGAGAUCAUGACUAACGGACCUGUUGAGGCUGCCUUCACCGUGUACGCUGACUUCCCUCACUACAAGUCUGGUGUGUACCAGCAUGAGUCUGGCGCUGAGCUCGGCGGCCACGCCGUGAAGAUGAUCGGAUGGGGAAUGGAGGGCAGCACUCCCUAUUGGCUGAUCGCCAACAGCUGGAACAGCGACUGGGGCGAUAUGGGCUUCUUCAAGAUCCUGAGGGGCCAGGACGAGUGCGGUAUCGAGAGGGACAUCGUCGCCGGAGAGCCUCGCAUGGACUAGACUCCGCCACGCAGCACCCA